Molecule: messenger RNA, 1658 nt
Organism: Chenopodium quinoa (quinoa)
Lineage: Eukaryota; Viridiplantae; Streptophyta; Magnoliopsida; Caryophyllales; Amaranthaceae
Exons: 7
Coding region: 35-1177 (380 amino acids)
Cellular component (GO): Golgi apparatus
Molecular function (GO): UDP-xylose transmembrane transporter activity; antiporter activity
Source: RefSeq, a predicted model, not a curated record
UCUGGAAAAUCAAGGCAAAUAGUAGUAGUCCUACAUGGGACUGUGGAGGGAUGCUAGUAAGUUUCUCAAAAGGAAAGAAAGUGAUGCAGGAGAAUCAGGUAGAGCCCUGGAGGAACUAAGAGGUUCUCUGUACAAUGAUCUACUUACGUCUUCAGAAACCGCCAAGCGGCAACAGCAGCGGUUCUGUGGCCCUGCCGUGGCCAUGUCUUUCAAUUUCAUGGUCGCCGUUGGGAUUAUACUCACCAACAAACUGGUGAUGGGGAAAGUGGGAUUUAAUUACCCAAUAUUCCUAACAUUAAUCCACUACACAGUAGCAUGGAUUAUGAUGGCCUUGUUCAAGGCAUUAUCUUGGCUUCCAGCCUCACCGCCUUCUAAAUCAACACCUUUUUCUUCUCUGUUUUCUCUGGGAAUUGUCAUGGCUCUUUCCAAUGGCCUUGCCAACACUAGCCUCCAGCAUAACAGUGUUGGAUUUUAUCAGAUGGCUAAGAUUGCUGUAACUCCAACAAUUGUUCUCAUAGAAUUCGUCUUUUUCCGGAAGACCAUAUCUUACAACAAGGUCAUGGCUUUGGGUAUAGUUUCAGUAGGUGUAGCUGUUGCAACAGUGACAGAUCUCGAGUUCAAUGUAUUUGGUGCUUGUGUUGCGGUUGCUUGGAUACUUCCUAGUGCAGUGAACAAGAUACUGUGGUCUAAUCUACAACAGCAGAGCAAUUGGACUGCUCUAGCAUUGAUGUGGAAGACAACUCCUGUCACAAUAUUCUUCUUAGUAGCUUUGAUGCCGUGGCUUGAUCCUCCUGGAGUUCUGUCCUUCAAUUGGAAUGUCAGUAACUCAUCAGCAGUUGUGUUGUCUGCUGUUCUUGGCUUUCUGCUACAAUGGUCUGGAGCUUUAGCACUCGGGGCAACAUCAGCAACAUCUCAUGUAGUUUUGGGACAAUUCAAGACCUGUGUCAUCCUGCUAGGAGGCUAUCUAUUGUUCAAUUCAGAUCCAGGACCUACGAGUCUUUGUGGAGCAGUGGCAGCGUUGGGUGGCAUGUCAGUUUAUACAUCACUUAGCCUUAAUGAAUCCGUUGAAAGUGUUGUGAAGCAGUUUCCGAGCUUGAAUCAACUUGCAAAACAUAAAUCAGACAUUGAAGAAGAUGAGGAGAAAGCAAGUGUGAUAAGCGUCUCAAGUACCGAGUGAUUAAGUAGUAGUGAAAGGCUGAUAGUUUACAAAGAAAGUAAUGUAGGGGGGAGUGUACUGUCGUCGAAGGUGCAAAGGAAGAGAAAGUAAGAGAGUGGCUUAUUUUAGCUUUGAUAAUGCAUGUUGUACAGGACAAAUGAAUAUAGGAUUAUUAUGAGUUCAAACAACAGUCAGCUUUUCCGUUUCUACUGAUUAGGCUCGAAGGAGAUUUACAUGCUUUUAAGCUGAAUGUAUGUCAUUAGUAACUCCAUCUUUGUAUUCCUAGGCCAUAUUGUUCAGUAGCACUUGCUGAUUUGUGCCUCUCUCCACUACUUCUACACCACUUUCAGUCACAUGCCAGCAUUUUCUCUGGCAUGGGUCACUUCGUAAUUGCGGCACUAUGUAUUGUUUUGCAAAUCAGAGUUGUAGAAGUUUUUGUUUUGUUUUGGUCAGUUGGUGACUUGAAGUUAAAUACUCAUAUUUAUCCAAGAUUUUUAGUUCA